Molecule: messenger RNA, 2119 nt
Organism: Ciona intestinalis (vase tunicate)
Lineage: Eukaryota; Metazoa; Chordata; Ascidiacea; Phlebobranchia; Cionidae
Source: RefSeq, a predicted model, not a curated record
GUUGACAUUUUAAAAGGGAUUCUGAUUGCUCGAGCUCCGCGAUUCUUUCCUAUACAAACGAAUGAGGAUUAUACCAGGAAUUUAAGGAAAGAUUAUACAAGUCCUUUUAUUACAUAUCGAGGCACAGACCAACGGAAACUUGCGUGGACACAAAAGCUGUUUGUUUUCAAGACACCGAUGUCAUAUUUACACAAGAAUAAUUAACUUGUUCGCGGAGACGGGCAAUUUCAGCAUCCUGAGAAUACGAAGAAAUAAGAGACAGUUGGAUUCUUAAUUUGAGGACUUUCUGAACGAACUUUGUCCUGCAGUACAAGUCAAAGGGAAUGUACGCUGUACGCACACCCACAAACGAGCCACGUGCUCGCGGCAUGGACACUUCUUUCAAUCGAUAUAUCUCAGUGAUUCAGCAUAUACCAACAAGAAAAAUACACGCAAUCGGAGGAGUUUUGAUUGGGAUGAACAAUGCUGUGGAGGUUGAACCGAAGUCAUCCGGGGGAAGAUGGUCGCUUAAAACAUCUUCAUCAUGUAUGGAGGAAGCAUCGUCGCUUGUACCAUCUUCCUCAGACUGUGAAAAAACAGAUCAAUCAGAAAUAGCAAUGGUUAAGACAUUCCAAGGCGCACCACUUUACCAUUGGUAUUGUACAUUGAUACUAAUGUUAUGUUAUGGCUUCGGAGAGCUAGGACAUUUCCUGAUCGGUGUGACGUCACGAGAAAUGGCGCAAGACGUUCAUUUUGGUGACGUAGGCUGCGUGACGUAUGACGUAAUGGUCGAAACGUCGGCUGCUGUUAGAUGCGCGGAAAUUAAAAACUCGACUUGGUGUGGAAAUAUUACUCAAAAUGGGACAAGAUAUUGCGAGUGGAAUUAUACUGGCCAAGGUAUCGAAUAUCAAGUGUUGGCCGGACCAGUUUUUAUCGCAAUAUUUACUGUUAUGGGACUCGUUAAUGGAAUACUAGGAGACAGAUACAACAGGAUUCAAAUUCUCUCCGUGAACGUUAUGUUCUACUCCGUAAUGACACUUUCUAGCGGUUUCGCUGACGUAUAUUGGCUUCUGGCUUUAUUACGGUUCGGCUUUGGAGCAGGUGAGUCAGCAUGCACGCCUUUGACAUCAAGUAUUGUUGUGGACUUAUUCGAACCUCGGGUUAGAGGGUCAGCUAUGAGUUUUUUUAACUGGGGAAUUUACUUUGGGUACGGGCUGGCCUUCGCUAUUGGAAAUUAUCUCACAGAUGCCAAUAUCCUUGGGAUGAGUUGGCGUUGGUGUUAUUUUUUUGCUGGUGGGCCAGGAAUGAUCAUGGCUGUCGUUCUAUACGCAACUGUAAGAGAACCACAACGCAGACUUAAUGAAACUGAAAUUGAAAAAAGAGCAGGUGAAAUCUCGAUUGGUAAACGAAUAUGGGAAACGAUAAAGAUAUUUGCUACCUCUCCUGUCAUACUCAUGUUGUUGGUUGGAGCGUGUUUUCGUCAUUCAGCUAGUUUCUGCUGGUCGUACAACUCUCAGUUAUAUUUCGACCAAUAUUACCCGGGUACCGAGGUCGGGUUGGCUAUGUCUCUUACUUCUAUAAUUGGAGGAACUGUAGGGAUUGUAACAGGAGGAAUUCUGUCUGAUGUACUUGCUUCGAGAUACGGCGUUCGUGCUCGAUUAUGGGUUCUAGUUGCGAGUCAAACUAUCGCGGCUCCGCUGGCGGCCGGGACUUUGUUCUUUCCACCCCCGUAUGCAUUCAUAUGCCUUUUAUGUGCUUAUUUAUUUGCCGAGAUGUGGUUCGGGGUUCUGUUUACUGUACUAGUUGAAUUUUUCCCAUCCAAAUCUCGAGCGACCGCAAUCUCAAUGUUUAUCUUCAUCAUAAACAACGUCGGUGGGAACGCUCCCCUAAUUGUACCUCCAAUUAUCGACCAAAUAGGGUUUCGCGAAGCUUUGUACAUUGUGUACCCGGGAUUUUACCUUGCCGGUGCCGUCUUUUUUCUAAUCACACAAUUACUUUUGCUUCGACAUAAAUUCCCUCAAAGUUCUCAAACAACUUCAGACGAGAAUAUAACUGAUCCAGACUCUGAAAUAUUUGGCUCCAAACGUUCCAAAUUAUAGAUUUAUGCAAAAGUAAUAAAAUAUACACUUUUAAAGUUAAA